UCCCGGAACGCAGCGGCCGCCGUUUCGCUUUCUCCUGUUUCGGUUUCCCCGCCGAGCCGGGCCGGGCCGGGCCCUCCCCUCUCCUCCCCUCCCAGUGCCCCCGCGGCGGAGGCGCCGGGCCGGGCCGUGCUUGGCAGGCAGCCGCCCCGCAGGGCCCCGCACGCCGCCCGGACACCCACCUCGGCGGAGCGACAGCCAUGGCCACAGGACAAGCUGCUAAAUCAGCCAGGAGAGUUGUGGUCGCUGGCGUUCCAGACGGGCUCCUGCACAAUGAUGUCAUGGCUGACAUACUGAUGAUCCAUUUCCAAAUGUCAAAGAACAACGGUGGAGAUGUGGAAGAAGUAAUGUAUCCAACAGAGGAAAAAGGAGUUGCAUAUGUAACUUUUGAAGAUCCAGAAGUUGUAGAGAGUGUUCUAAGGAAGGAUGAACAUCGACUGGAAGACAAGAGGCUGUCCAGAUGCUACCCACUGAGAGUAACCCGUUACUGUGAAAACGUCUUCAGCUGUGUCACUUCUGUCCUCAACAUGUCAGUUUUCAAAGAUCAGUUUGUUUUAGAAGAUCUGAUACAGGAAAUUAAGAAGAAGAGCACAGCUUUGAGCUUUGGUCCUUUGCAGCCCAACGGGCACAUUUCCGUUCAAGGGUCAUUUCCAGCAAUCAAGUUACUAAGAGACUUUCUCUUACUAAAAGCAUCAUCCCUUUCAGAGGAGGACAAGAGAGAAGAAAGUAAAUCCCACCAGAGACCAAGGAGGAGGCUGCAGCAACACAGACUGACCACGCAGACACAUAAUUUCGUUCGUGGUGCAGAUGGGGACAAAGAAGUGGUGGUUCUUGACAAAGAUAUAUAUCACUACAUGAAGCACUUUGAUCCCGAGAUGUCCCUGCUAAAGGAUGACGUCGUAAUUUCUGCCUUCACUGAUGGUGAUGUAACUACAGUCUGCAUUGAGAAUGCUGGCAGUAGCUCUGGUGCUGGGCAGGUGUUGAGAGUCAAAGAGAAAAUUGAAAGCUGCUCCCUGAAACUCCAUGACAUGUUACGUAAAGAAAGGAUCAGCUUUGAGGAGCAGAGCUGGGCUGCAAAGCAGAAAUACAAAUCCGUGUGUGAGGGUCUGAAACCCCGGUACCCUUUUGUUCUGGUUGUUGCUUGUGAUACUCACAUUGACGUUAUAGGAGAUUCUUCUGACGUUUUCCAGUUCACAAAGGAAGUGAGCAGCAGGAUUCAGAGCCUGGUAGAAAGUAGGCAGGUAGAAAGUUAGUGUUUGUGUUUUGUUACACACCACGCUUCCAGGUACAAGCUGUGCUCUGUGUCGCCUUUCUCCUGCUCACAGGUUGGAGGUUCUAUACCUGAACAUUCCCCUCAAAUACCAAAUCAAGUUCAGAACAGGAAACAAGUAAUCUCUGUAUCUCUUGUGAGCUUAGAGUCUGAAGAAGUUAGGCCUCUCUUGUCCAGAUGCAGCCACUUUUUCCCUGUUGUUACCUGCAGUCUGGGCACGUGCACACUCAUUCCGUCUCGCUGUCAGGAAGCGUAUGAUGAGGAAAGAAAGUGUUUUACAGCGUUCUCAUGAGUGUGAGAACUCAGACUGACAGUGCUGGGGGAGGCAACCUGAUAGGAAAUAAUGCACUGAAGAUGAGUUGCGUUUCUUUGUGCAAGGAGAUGACCGUGGAAGGCAGGAGUGGUGGCCUUUUUGUGUUGCCUCUAUCUGCAGAAGGGAGUUAUUGUCAUUGAGAUGCACAAAGGCAGUAGAGCUUUGACACGAGAGGGGGUGGAGUGCUGACUGAGUUGACAGGCUUGUCACCUUCUGAGAAAGACCUUAGAAAAUGGCAUUGGAAGUUCAUGACAGUAGAAAAUGAUAGAAUCACAGUAUGGUGGGGGUUGGAAGGGACCUUUAGAGCUCAUCCAGUCCAACCCCCCUGCCAAAGCAGGUUCACCUAGAACAUUCAUGACAUGACAUUCAUGUGGGAGUGUGUCCAGACCAUUUUCUUUUCAUAGGAGCAAUAAAGUGAGGGUUUUUUUUUUCCCCAGCUAUAACAGCAUCUACAUCAUCCCUUGACAGCAUGUUAUUUGGCCAUUAAAGUAUAUCUGAAGCUUUGAUGUGAAGGUGUUGGGGCAUUUAGACUCACGAAUCAGAUCCUGUUUAUGCCUUUCUGUAUCCAUGACAAAAGUCCCAACAGUUUAGACUUUUUCUAGAACCAAUUUAGAAAAGAACUUUUAUUUGAGUGAUUCCAGUGUGCCCAGAACACUUUGUCCAGGCUUAUAGAGCACUGGCUCUUCUAUGUGCAGUAAGAGGUUUCAGUUUUUAUGCCAUUAAAGAAAUGCAUUACACAAAA
This is a messenger RNA of Colius striatus (speckled mousebird), 2322 nucleotides long. It is a transcript of the gene RBM43, whose product is annotated as RNA binding motif protein 43. The record is from RefSeq and is a predicted model, not a curated record. The coding region runs from base 198 to 1250 and encodes 350 amino acids. Lineage: Eukaryota; Metazoa; Chordata; Aves; Coliiformes; Coliidae. Gene Ontology annotation, molecular function: RNA binding. The transcript is spliced from 4 exons.